AUGGCCACACAAACAACGACACAAGAAGGUGCUGCCAUUGUUGUAGGACCCCGAACCCCGGUACUAUGGAGCAAGACGCUGGGAACCCUCAUUAGGGAGCAAGCAGCCAAGCAUGGAGACAAGGAUGCAAUCGUAGUUCCAUGGCAGUCGACACGCAUGUCAUACCGACAAGUUGAAGACCGUAGCAAGUUAGUCGCAACAAGCCUAAUAUCAAUGGGUUUACAGCAUGGUGACGCCAUUGGGGUGAUGGCAGGAAACCGCGUUGAAUACGUUGAAGUCUUCAUGGGCGCCGGCAGAAUAGGCUGCCCAGCUGUAGUGUUGAACAACACGUAUUCCGCAGAGGAACUUCGCCAAGCACUCGCACGAGCCAAUCACUACGUGGGCACAUCGCCAAAGCUCUCGGGGCUUGUUGGCCACAAACUGAUUUGCGACAUGUUGUCUGCUUUGGAGAUGCCCCAAAUGUUGCUGAGGUCAGCAUUCAAACGUACAACCGGCAUGCCCAAGGCAGCCUGUCUCACCCACCACAACAUAAUCAACAACGCCCGAUUCGUUGGGUCCGCCAUGAAACUUACCUCCGAUGAUGUAGUUUGCUGCCCUCCACCUCUAUUCCAUUGCUUUGGACUGGUGAUGGGCCUCCUUGCAAGUUUCUGCUACGGUAGCUCGAUCAUGUUCCCAUCAGACAACUUUAGCGCGGAAUCUACCAUACAUGCUGUCGUCCAGCACAAAGCUACAGCGCUGCUUGGAGUACCCACAAUGUUCAUAUCUGAGCUGGCGGUCGUGAAAGAGAAGGGAUACGAGCUAACAACAAUCCGCACCGGCCUUGCCGCUGGCGCCAUGGUUCCUUCCAAACUUAUGAAAGACAUCCGAGAGCAGAUGAAUAUCGAAGGAAUGCUAAUCGCCUACGGUAUGACCGAAACAAGUCCUGUCACCUUCAUAACCUCUAUAGACGAUAGCCAGGAAAAGCGAUUUACAACCAUAGGACGAGUCUUUCCCCACACUUCAGCGAAGGUGGUCAAUAGUCGGGGAGACGCCUUGCCAUUUGGACAACGGGGAGAGAUCUGCACGUCGGGAUUUGCACUCCAGAAAGGGUACUGGAAAGAUGAAGAAAGGACGAAGCAGGUAAUGAGACCGGAUGAGAACGGGGUCAUUUGGAUGCACACUGGAGAUGAGGGCUUCAUUGGUUCAGAUGGAUAUGGUCGUAUUACAGGUAGAAUCAAGGAUCUUAUCAUCCGAGGCGGCGAAAACAUAUCACCUAGUGAGAUCGAAGAUCGACUCCUGGAACACACAUCUAUCGGGGAGAGCUGCGUCGUUGGUCUUGAGGAUCACAAAUACGGUGAGGUCGUUGCGUGCUUCCUCAGUCAAGCUCGAGGGGCAUCUGAGAGACCAUCAGACGCCAACGUGCGGAGCUGGGUAUCACAAAAGCUUGGACGCGUCAAGGAGCCGCACUACAUCUUCUGGGUCGGGGAUCCUGGUACCGGCAAUGAGAUCCCUAAGACCGGUAGUGGAAAGUAUCAAAAGCAUCUUGUUCGUCGACUUGGAAAUCGGCUGGUCAAGGCGAGACGAAGUUGCUCGAACCCUAAAUUAUAA
Molecule: messenger RNA, 1587 nt
Organism: Neoarthrinium moseri
Lineage: Eukaryota; Fungi; Ascomycota; Sordariomycetes; Amphisphaeriales; Apiosporaceae
Exons: 5
Coding region: 1-1587 (528 amino acids)
Biological process (GO): fatty acid metabolic process
Molecular function (GO): medium-chain fatty acid-CoA ligase activity
Source: RefSeq, a predicted model, not a curated record